Scaptodrosophila lebanonensis is the source of this 792-nucleotide messenger RNA. It is a transcript of the gene Bet3, whose product is annotated as trafficking protein particle complex subunit 3. Gene Ontology annotation, cellular component: TRAPP complex; cytosol; cis-Golgi network membrane. Lineage: Eukaryota; Metazoa; Arthropoda; Insecta; Diptera; Drosophilidae. The record is from RefSeq and is a predicted model, not a curated record. The transcript has 3 exons. Bases 91 to 627 code for a protein of 178 amino acids. Gene Ontology annotation, biological process: intra-Golgi vesicle-mediated transport; endoplasmic reticulum to Golgi vesicle-mediated transport.
ACUGUACAGUGGCACACGCGAUUGAAAUUGUAAUUGUUUUGCGUUUCUCAUGUAAUUUUAAAAUCCCUGGAAAUUGAAAACAGCACAAAAAUGUCGCGGCAAGCCUUAAGACUUGACGCAAAAAAAGUGAACUCGGAAUUUUUGACACUUACCUAUGGUGCCCUGGUAACACAAAUGCUACGCGACUUUGAGAAUGUAGAAGACGUUAACAAACAGCUGGAACGCAUCGGAUACAACAUGGGCAUGCGUCUCAUCGAGGAUUUUCUGGCGCGUACUUCAGCGCCGCGUUGUCUAGAAAUGCGGGAAACGGCGGAUCGCAUACAGCAAGCUUUUCGCAUGUACCUAAACAUACAGCCGACCAUAUCUAAUUGGUCCGCUGCCUCCGACGAAUUUUCGCUGCUCUUCGACACGAAUCCGUUGACCGAAUUUGUCGAAUUGCCUGCGGAUUUGAGUAAUUUGCGCUACAGCGCUAUACUAAGUGGAUGCAUACGUGGGGCCCUCGAAAUGGUCCAACUGGAGGUGCAGUGCUGGUUUGUGCAGGAUCAACUGAAAGGCGACAAUGUGACGGAGUUGCGUGUUAAGUUCGUGCGCCGUCUAGAGGAAGCCAUACCAGCUGGCGAGGAUUAGAUAAGGUAGAGUUCAAAUCAAGUUAGGGGCGUUUAUUUCAUAUGUUGUGUGUUCAGUGUGCGGCGUGGUAUUAGAAAAGGUUUAGCGUCAUUUUUAUAAAGCUGCAUUCCGGAUCGCGCUCAAAAUAUUAACAAAAAUACAUCCAUAACAAAGAAUUAUAAAAAA